Molecule: messenger RNA, 3798 nt
Organism: Ectocarpus siliculosus
Lineage: Eukaryota; Phaeophyceae; Ectocarpales; Ectocarpaceae
Source: the annotation of a GenBank genome assembly
AUGGCGUCGAUUUUCGACUGUGUGGGAGACUGUACGCUAUGCCUCCCGAGCGGCAACAGCACACACGUUGACGACCCUGCCACCCCCAGCAGACGGAGAUGGGAGCAGGAGAGAGAGGCCGAGUAUGGCCAUUCGUAUGCCUCCAGCGGGCAUUCUUCCGGACAGCGGCGCCCGCCGCGAUUGUUCCGGUCGGACACCGGGCAGGAGACGUGCGGCUCGUCCGACUCGGGGUUCUGCGGCGGGGACUACAACUACUACUACCAUUCCCACAGCAACAUGUUCGACACCAGCGCCAACCGCUACCGCCCCCCGACCCCUCCCCGCGAGAGACGCGCCUCCAGGCGCCAGCCCGGAAGAGCGGCGGCGGCGGCAGCGGCGGCCGCGGCGGCAGCAGCCCCGCGGUCGUUGUCCUCACCGCCGCGCGUGCGGCCCAUCUCCUCGAGGUCCCCGCUUGCUAGGAUGACGGUGGCGGUGGCGGAAGCGACGUCGGAAGCGGAGGCGGCGGCGGGCGCGAUGAAGUUGUCCUCCUUGUCGCCGGUAGGCGGCAUCAAGAGGUCCGCGGCGAGAGCACCUUUUGCGGGAUUUUUCGCGGACUCUCAAGUUAGAGCGGGAGGCAACGACCGCGGAGCGGAAAGGGUGUCACUCGCCGCUUCGAUCGAAGCGGGAAUGGCAGCAGCAGCAGCGGCGGGGGUGGGGGCGGGGGCGGGGGCGGGGGCGGCAACAAUGGCGAUGGCCGCCCCGUCCCCGUCCGACGGCCCCCACGAGGACGCAAGGCAAGCCACGGCUGCAGAGAUAAUGGAGUCGAUCGCUUCGCUGCUGUCGGCUAGGCCGAUGACGGCCGUAAGGGCGGCGAUGCAGGCGCGCAUCGACGGCGAGCUCCGACGCCGUCACCGCUCGCCUCUGGCGGCGACGGCGGGGUACCGCUCGAACCGAGGUGCACCAGGAACCGACCGCGCGGAACACUCGGGAGAUAGCGCCCGGACGAUGGUGGUGGCGGUGGCAACCCCAGUCGCCGUCCCUUCCAGCGGCACCUACGGCGGCGAUCAGGUCGAUAGCGGCGGCGGCGGCGGUGACCAGGAGGAGGAGAACUGCCGCGCCGCCGCUCGCCGCGCGGCAACGGCCGCCGCAGCCUUCGUGGCGUCACGGAACGGCUUCAGCAGCAGCGGCGGCGGCAGCGAUAGCAGCGUCAGCAGAGGGCAAGAAGAGAUGGCCAGCACGAGACAAGAAGAAGAAGAACACUGCCGCGCGGUGCAGGCUCUGGCCAUCGACGUGGCGCGGUCCUUAUCGUGGACCACCGGCGCCGCCGCCGCCGCGGCCGCCGCCUCCCCGGUGCUUGAGCUCCCGGUCCUCCGCACACACGCGAGGCGCCCGUCGCAGUCGAGCUACGGCGACAGCGGCAACGAGGACGGGGCCGGAAGCCACAGGGACAACACGGACCUGGUGUAUCUGUCCGAAGUGUCCGACUCGGACUUGUCUGCGAUCCUCACGGCCUCCUUAUCGGGCAUGCCCUUCAACGACGCGGUGUUUGGAAGCGGCGACGGGAACGUCGAUGUCGGGGGCGAUGUAGCAGAUUGCAGCCCCGGAGGGAAGGUGUGGGCGGCGACGACCUUUCCCAGAGAGAACACCGAGGUCGCGGAGGAUAUCAGGGUGGUGGCGGCGGCGGCGUUGGAAAAGGAGGGGGAAGAGGAGGAAGAAAAGGUCGACCCGGCCGUGCUCAGCAGCGGAACGAGCACUGACACCGACGGCAGCGUUGACCACCAACGGCGAGGGGGUGAGGUCUCCCCUGCUGACAGCGCGGGGUCUGGCACAACUUGGAGACGGGACGGUGACGUGCUGAUUCGGAACAGAGACAAGAAGGAUCGGGCUAGCGUGAACGUUAUCGAGGCCAUAGCUAGCGGAGCCAAGUGCCUGGAGACUGCACCCUGCAAACGCGAUGCUGCUGGUGACGGUGCCAACAGCAACCAGGGGCUAGACCUGGGUCAGGAUGGGGGCAGCAACGGCUCGGGCUCACCCGCGAAGACGUGCGUCAUGGCCCACUUCCGAAACCUGCGUCUGUCGUCGGAUGGGGAGGAGAUGACCAUCGUCACCGACCACCAAGAGGAGGACGGGACAGCAGUGCAGCAGCACCACAAGUUCGCCCUGGCUGAUCUUCUCGAGGUGGAUAAAGACUUGACGGGAAGAACCGUCACCCUCGUGGGACGUUCCGCGAAGAUCUGCAUCUCCUUCGAGGGGCACGCCUCCGCCCUCCGGUACUUCACCGAGAUGCUGCUGGGCCCCCCGCCGCCGCCACCGUCUCCGCAAGCACUAGUACCGACAUCGACAAUGGUAGCGGCAACCUCGGAGUGCGGGGGCGGGGGCGGGGGCGGGCAACGCUUGGAGGUCGUCGUCGAUGGGGACGAUGGCGACGACGGGCCCAUCGCGCAUCCGGUACAGGAUCAUGAUGGACAUGCCUCGAGCGACUAUAGCUACGCGACCGGUGUCAGCGGCGCGACGAGAACAAACAGUGGGGGCACUCAUCACUACGACGACCGCAGCAGCAAGUACAAGAACAAGACCGGCGGCAACACGAGCCCCAUAAGCGUCUUGGGUUCUUCGUUGGCGAGGCAGCUAGGGUGGGAGAAGCCUGCUAGAUGCGAGGGAGAUGAACCGGCAGCCACGAACUAACACCGCGGCUGCCAGUAGGAAUGGGAUGGAGAAGAGAUGAUACGGGACGGGACCAUGAGAUAAAACGGGACGGAAGAAAGAGGCCUGGUGGAUGGUGUGGUACAGAGUAGAGGCGUCCCCUGUCGUUUGUGGCAGGGGUGGGGAGGGGGUGCGGUUGUCGCAGUGCUACCCAGUUGGCUUGAGACGCCAUCAACGGCGAGCGGAGCGUGCUUUUCCAAGAGCCUAAUCCGAUUUUUAUCUUGAGCUCCUCUGAACUUCGGCGGCGUGCGCGUCUGCACGGUAUAUUUUUGUGCAAUAUAUUGCCUGGCGUCGCCUUUACUCGGGGCGUUCAUUGUUCAUUCGGGCUGAGAAUGAUACUGCGGCAGUCAUAACGUAACGAGUACGCUUCGUGCCUGAGCUUACUUUUAACCUGGAGUGUGAUGAUGAUGAUGAUGGUGAUGAUGAUGUCGAUUAUAUACUUUUUUAUCAGCGUUUCGAGCAUUUGGGAGUUUUCCAUGUAUGUUAGGUUGGCCUGCGUUCCCCGGGCUGGUCGCCGAGGGGAUGGAAUUACCGUAUCCCCGUGCAUGCAGAGAGAAACAAAGGCGACCGAAGGCCGCAGGUGGUUUUGAUGCCGACGCCCUGUAGGGCGUUGGAAAUUUCUCACGGAACAUCUAUCCACCAACGAGAUGAGUGUUUUUUUUGUACUACAAUUGGCCGGUGCCCGGAAAUGUGUUUACUUGUUUCGAAAGCUUAACACCCGUAACUAGUAGACGUUCUUGGCUCUAUCAAGAAUUAUCGUGUCGUCGAUAUCUAUUUGCCUACGAAGCAGGCGGUGGUGGUGGUAUGUGCGUGUUUUAUGUGCCCACUCAAGCUUGUUGCCGGUCGCUCUGUAUUGUUGUGAGGACCAGCAGCGCAGAGAGGAGAAAUGUCCAUCCAUUCGUGUUUGGUAUAUACCACUCGUCGUCAUGUGUCUUUACGUAAACUCGUUGCCUUGCGCGUUGCAUUGAUAUGCCUCACUGAUUGAUUGUUUGUUUUCAUCUCUGGUCUCUUGUCUGAUGUCUCUUUCUCGGCAAGCUAGCUGCGGCGCUCUGGUUGAGAUGGUCAUGGCAUCCUUGACAUUGGCUUCUAGGUGUUGUUCAACGAUGAUACAAAAUU